CUGCUCACUCUGAGGCUGUCGACGCUGCUGCUGCUGUGAGACUCCUCUUCGGAACAAUAGGGAUCUUUGUCUCCAGUCCAAGUAGUGAUAGUCCUCAAACGAGACAGCAGGGAUCAGCCAUGCCUUUCGGUAACACGCACAACGAGACGAAGAUGAAGUUCUCCUCUGAGCAGGAGUACCCGGACCUCAGCAAACACAACAACCACAUGUCCAAGAUCCUCACUCCCGCCAUGUACGAGCGGCUGAGGAGCAAGCAGACCCCCAGCGGAUUUACCCUGGAUGACAUCAUCCAGACCGGGGUUGAUAACCCAGGCCACCCCUUCAUCAUGACGGUGGGCUGCGUGGCAGGAGACGAGGAGACAUACGAGGUCUUCAAAGAGCUGCUGGACCCCGUGAUCGAGGACCGCCACGGAGGAUACAAACCCUCUGACAAGCACAAGACCGACCUUGAAUCUAGCAACCUGAAGGGUGGUGACGACCUGGACCCCAACUACGUCCUGAGCUCCCGAGUCCGAACAGGCCGCAGCGUCCGCGGCUUCUGCCUGCCGCCUCACUGCAGCAGAGGAGAGAGGCGUGCCGUGGAGAAGCUCUCCAUCGAAGCUCUGGCCUCACUGAGCGGAGACCUGAAUGGAAAGUACUACGCCCUGAAGAACAUGACUGACGCCGAGCAGCAGCAGCUCAUCGACGACCACUUCCUGUUUGACAAGCCAGUGUCUCCUCUGCUGCUCGCCUCAGGGAUGGGCCGGGACUGGCCCGACGCCAGGGGCAUCUGGCACAACGAUAACAAGACCUUCCUGGUGUGGGUGAACGAGGAGGACCACCUGCGUGUGAUCUCUAUGCAGAAAGGCGGCAACAUGAAGGAAGUGUUCAACCGCUUCUGUACCGGACUCACCAAGAUCGAGACCCUGUUCAAGGAGAGGAACCACGCUUUCAUGUGGAACGAGCACCUGGGAUACGUCCUCACCUGCCCCUCUAACCUGGGCACCGGCCUGCGUGCUGGUGUGCACGUGAAGCUGCCCAACAUGAGCAAACAUGCCAAGUUUGAGGAUGUUCUCAAGAAGCUGAGGCUCCAGAAACGUGGAACUGGUGGAGUCGACACCGCCGCUGUGGGCGGAGUGUUUGACAUCUCCAACGCCGACAGACUGGGCUUCUCCGAGGUGGAGCUGGUGCAGAUGGUGGUGGAUGGAGUGAAGCUGCUGGUGGAGAUGGAGAAGAAGCUGGAGAAGGGCCAGUCAAUCGAUGACAUCAUGCCCGCCCAGAAGUAAAAACCAUCCCGACUCCCAGCAACACCCCCCCCUCCAUCUGAAUGAAUGUUU
Molecule: messenger RNA, 1316 nt
Organism: Anoplopoma fimbria (sablefish)
Lineage: Eukaryota; Metazoa; Chordata; Actinopteri; Perciformes; Anoplopomatidae
Gene: ckba
Product: creatine kinase, brain a
Exons: 8
Coding region: 120-1265 (381 amino acids)
Biological process (GO): phosphocreatine biosynthetic process
Molecular function (GO): creatine kinase activity
Source: RefSeq, a predicted model, not a curated record